Molecule: messenger RNA, 351 nt
Organism: Penicillium diatomitis
Lineage: Eukaryota; Fungi; Ascomycota; Eurotiomycetes; Eurotiales; Aspergillaceae
Product: DASH complex subunit DAD1
Exons: 3
Coding region: 1-351 (116 amino acids)
Cellular component (GO): mitotic spindle pole body; spindle microtubule; DASH complex
Source: RefSeq, a predicted model, not a curated record
AUGGCCUUUUCAACUUCCACGCCGGGUCCCGAAGGCCGUGCGACUUCGCCGACGGUUUUUGAACAACAGCGCGAGGAGCUGGUUCGAGAAAUUGCCGUGGGCAUGGAGCAGGUCCUCCAGAACAUGAAUCGUCUCAAUCGAAAUCUAGAAAGCAUCAUCACUGUCGGAAACGAAUUCAGCUCUGUCGAAGCUCUCUGGUCGCAAUUUGAAAACUACAUGGGUCGACCACAGGAAGACGUCGAGGAACCUGCUGCCCAGGGCCAGCGCACGGCCAGUGGACAAGCGAGCGAAAGCCAGACAAAUGCAGGAACACAGCAUGAGUCGGGCGAUGAAUCGAUGACCAGCCAGUAG